CCCCACCUGCCAUUAAUGGAUUCCGCUCUGCUCUGAUGGAAAUUAGAUAUCAGAGCGGCAGCACUCUCCUUCCUGCAGACUUAAAGCAUUGUGAGAGUCCGUGGUUCGAGUGGAACGUUGUCAGACAGCGAGGACGAAUGGCCUCGUGCGGAGGACGUUUACCGGCCGAGUGCCCUGUUCCAUUACCAGCUCAGGCACCCGGCCCCGAACCAACACCUGUGGGCUGACUUCUGCAUCCGACAGCGCAUCUGAUUGAAAUGGGGAGAGCUGAGCAUUAGAGACCGCUGUCUAUAAAUCCCGCUCUGAGCAGCUACAGGCCCGAGGGCGGUGAAUAAAUAUGUUAACGUCUUCCCUUAGGCUAGCCUUCAGACAGUGAGCUACAUAAUGAAGAGAGGGCCUUAUACAAACAGGAGUCAGUCAGGCUUUGUUUCCUCCUAGAUUCUGAGGAUAAACAAGUCCUGACGUGAUGUGUGAACUAGCUGCUCAUCCACCAGGCCUCCUGAGGGGGAGUUUGUUAGAUGAGUUUCUGUGGUUUUACUCAGUAUUUAUACAAGACUUACAUUGUGAAACCAGCUGUAAUGGAGCACAUUGCCCCAACAAAUGUAUCAUUUCUACUAAAAAACUAAAUUCUACUGUUGAUAUAAAAAUACAAUAGGAUAUAACAGUAAGGCUCCCAGACUUGUAUCACUAUGUAUCACUUUGAUAUACUUAUUCUCCUCUAUCCACUUUUCUCAAUUGAUGUUAUCUCCGCUGAGGCUACACACAUGUGGUCAAGAUUAACUCUGACCUGUUAGAAUGUGAAAAUGGAAUCAACGCAUCUCAAUGAUACAUUCAUUUAUUUUAAUUAAUUUAUAUACCUGGACUUUAUUGGCGCAGAUGAGGUUUAACAAAAUGUCUGCUCAUGUCCAAAACGUAGAGAUUUGUCGGUCUGCGCUGGGCUGACUUCACACAGCACGCACAGAGUGGCAUGCUGCCAGAGACAUCCAGCAAGUUAGUUUAACUUUUAAAUAAGUAAAACUAGUUUAAGUUUUAGAUACCCUAAUUUUUUUAACAUCUCGAGACAGGGUGACGUAUCUCGGUAGGACACACAGCUGCGGGACACACAUUCGCGGAGGGACAUUAGUCUGAGACCACACGAGACGAACCGCAGUCCAAGGAGAGCCCGCCCCCACCUGCGGGUCAUAUUACCGUUAGCGAUAUUUAACGUGACAUAACCUCAACACCUUUAGUCGCUCAACAAUAGCGCUGGUUUCAUGUCGACGUUUUUUCAAGUGUUAAAACAGAACGCCGUGCAACCAUGAGCACAUUAGUAAUGCGGAACCAAGCCAGGCAGCUUCUGCACAACAAGUUUGUGGUGGUUCUUGGUGGCUCAGUGCAACGGUCAAUGUACAAAGAUCUGGUUCUGCUGCUUCAGACGGAUCAGUGCUUGACUCUGUCUCAGCUCAAGUCCAAAGGGGAGUUUUCCUUUAAACAGGACGUCCUGGUGGAGGGGGGUCGAUUGGGGCCCAUGACGAACGGCACCGAGUACAGAGAGGUCCGACAGUACCGCUCCGACCACCACUUGGUGCGUUUCUACUUCCUGACCCGGGUCUACUCGCCGUACAUGGAGAGCAUCCUGGAGGACUUCAGGCAAGGACUCAAACCCGACAUCCUCGUCGUCAGCUCCUGUGUAUGGGACAUAACCAGGUACGGCCCAGAGUGUCUUGGACAGUACAAAGAAAACCUUCACAAGUUCUUUGGCCAGAUUAAAACUAUUGUUUACCACGACUGCCUUAUCCUGUGGGCUCUGGCUCUACCGCUAAGCAAGAGGAUCAACGGAGGCUUCUUGGUGCCUGAGGUGAGUCACUUGGCUCCCACGCUGUGCUAUGACAUCAUCGCGGCCAACUUCUACAGCUGCCGGCUUGCGGAGGCCUACGGCUUGGACGUCCUAGACCUGCACUUCCACUUCCGUUUCCGCCUGCAACACCGAAUGGCGGACGGCGUUCACUGGGACGGGCUGGCCCAUCGACGCAUCAGCGGCCUGCUGCUGCACCACGCUGCCGAUGCCUGGGGGGUCGACCUCUACGAUCCCCCCUCUCCAGCAGGAGGAGUAGCUCUCCAGAGAUGUAGCAUGGUCCGCCACCAGCAGAGGAACAGAUCAGACCAGUUUGAGCUGGUUCCACCAAACUCUGCUACAGAUCCACACAUGUGGUUCCCAUCGCAGCCGCCCCUCUGCUGGCAGCAGGAUGCAGCUGCUGCUGGAGUCGAGGUGUUACACUCUCCCUUCCCUGUGCAGCCUCGUCCUCCUCCAGGUCCACGUUUUCCUGCAGAUGGAAGGCGGAGACUCGCUGGUCAGAACUCUUUGCUCCCAGACAACCCGUGGCCAAGGCAGCAGGUCUAUGUUGGGGUUAGAAAACCCUUCUCACAGAUGGACUUCAGUGCAGGUGACUGUUUCAGGUUCUGUCCGCAUUCCCAAGCAAAUGAUCCCCGUGUCAGGAGGGGGAGGGGGAGAAGGACUAACUUCAGGACUCAUCCGUACCCGCCUAUGUCCGGCCGGUGGGCUGCAGACAAACGGACCCCCUACAGCGGGGACACCAGCCGACUGGACUCAGCAUGGACUGAGUGGUGAUGAGCAGCGAUGGGUCCCUACUGCUGAGGACACCUGAGAGAUGAAGUUGAUGGGUGGGGGGGAAUCUGAUGUCUGGAUGUUAAACAGAUCAGUGAUUGAGGCUGGUCAGAAGCACAGUGACACGUGCAAUGCCAGCAUUUAUCCACCAAUCCAAUCGACUGGACUGGAGGUGACCGUUUUUUCAUGUAGGAUAAUAAAAGGAUUGCCUUUGUAUAAAUGCUCUUAUCUGUACGCCAGCUCUGCCUAAUCGCUAACGUUUCAAUUUAGCACUUUUUUAUGUAACUGAAAAUAGUUCAACAGAUGCUUCUUAAUUUUUGUACAAGCCACAUUUGAAUGAGGACCACGAGCUGAAACAAUGUGAGUGGUCGGGGCUUCUGAGGGAUUUCUGUGAUUUGUCAUACCUGAAUGGUCAUAGUUCCAAGUGCACACACUGUUCUUCAGGGCCAAUUUAUUCCAUUGCAUAGCUCAAUUUAAUAUUUGACUUCCACUUUUGAUGUUUAAACUCAACUAAUGGUUAAAUAAAAGGUUGUUU
Molecule: messenger RNA, 3140 nt
Organism: Gasterosteus aculeatus aculeatus (three-spined stickleback)
Lineage: Eukaryota; Metazoa; Chordata; Actinopteri; Perciformes; Gasterosteidae
Product: PC-esterase domain-containing protein 1A
Source: RefSeq, a predicted model, not a curated record